UUCACAGAAUAGUUGUCUCACAAGUUCUACCGAGUUCUGUUUGCUACUGCGCUGUUAUCAAAUCUCAUUAUAUUUUUGUCCCAUUUGCGGACUGCGGACUAUCAGUUUUACACCUCCAUUGUUGUUGGAAGUUGCCUUCUGCGCCAGUGUGUGUAAAGGCCCCACUUUCGACGCAUCUAUUUUCUACGCUGCAAUCGCUUGAGUUUAAUCGCGACACUCUAAUUUGAUUCAGAACAAUGAAGUUCCUAGCUCUCGCCGUAUCCUGCCUGCUGGCGCUCUCCGGAGCCCUAGCCGCUGACUCCUGCUAUCAGGAUGUCUCCAUGGACUGCUCGCAGGCCUCCAACAGCAUGGUGCUGGCAAAAUGUAACGCGAUCUACGGCGGCUACGGUCACCAUGGCAACCUCGCGUCCGAGAUGCAAGCCUACGCGAACCUGCAUCUCGCUCGUUCGUACGAGUUCCUGCUAUCGGCGUCCUACUUCGACAACUACCAGACCAACAGGAAGGGAUUCAGCAAGCUGUUUAGGAAACUGUCGGAUGACGCUUGGGAGAAGACUAUUGAUCUCAUCAAGCAUAUUACUACUCGAGGUGGUGUGAUGGACUUCGCCCGCCGCUCCACCCUGGACACCGGCAGCAAGAACUACACCGUGGAGCUGAACGAGCUGGAAGCGCUGGCCAAGGCCCUGGACAUCGAGAAGGAGAUCGCUGAACGCGCCUUCCACAUCCACGGUGAAGCCACCAGGAACAGCCAGCACCUCCAUGACCCUGAGAUCGCCCAAUACAUGGAAGAGGAAUUCAUUGAAGAGCACUCUAAGACCAUCCGCAACCUAGCCGGCCAUAGCUCAGACCUCAAGAAGUUCAUCGCCCAGAACGACGGACAAGAUCUGUCCAUCUCGCUCUACCUGUACGACGAGUACCUUCAGAAGACCGUCUAAAUUAUAGUCCAUCUCAAAAAACUACCACUUUAGUAGAAAUUUUGUUACGCUGGUAAUCCCAUUGUUAUUAGCUUCCAGUACCAUCAGAAGACCGUCUAAAUUAUAAAUAGUCUACCAUCUCAAAAAACUACCACUUUAGUAGAAAUUUAGUUACGCUGGUAACCCCAUUGUAAUUAUCAACCGUCUUUGAAAUAAAAAUUAUCUAUUAUGGUAGAAAUUCGGUUACGCUAGCCGUCUAACAGAAUUUACCUACUAUAAAAAAAGACACAAAAUAUGUGGUUUAUUUAAAUUUUAAAAUUAAUCCUCCACUGAAGAAAACUACCAUUUUAGUAGAAUAUUGUUUAAGCCAUUUCAAUGUGUACAAAUAGGGCUGUUUAAAUUAUGUGAUAUGUAAGUUUUUUAUCAUUCAUUGUGUAUUAUAGCCUAGUAUAGAUGUAUUUUCAGUUAUUUUCCAAAUAAAAAUUCUUUAAUCGCCUAA
Molecule: messenger RNA, 1410 nt
Organism: Cydia fagiglandana
Lineage: Eukaryota; Metazoa; Arthropoda; Insecta; Lepidoptera; Tortricidae
Gene: Fer2LCH
Product: ferritin light chain
Exons: 5
Coding region: 237-932 (231 amino acids)
Biological process (GO): iron ion transport; intracellular iron ion homeostasis
Cellular component (GO): cytoplasm
Molecular function (GO): ferric iron binding; ferrous iron binding
Source: RefSeq, a predicted model, not a curated record